Musa acuminata AAA Group (dessert banana) is the source of this 1054-nucleotide messenger RNA. RefSeq names its product transcription factor bHLH162. Gene Ontology annotation, cellular component: RNA polymerase II transcription regulator complex. The record is from RefSeq and is a predicted model, not a curated record. Bases 209 to 745 code for a protein of 178 amino acids. Gene Ontology annotation, molecular function: DNA-binding transcription factor activity, RNA polymerase II-specific; RNA polymerase II transcription regulatory region sequence-specific DNA binding; protein dimerization activity. The transcript has 3 exons. NCBI's taxonomy places the organism in Eukaryota, Viridiplantae, Streptophyta, Magnoliopsida, Zingiberales, Musaceae. Gene Ontology annotation, biological process: regulation of transcription by RNA polymerase II.
CCCAUCUCUCGUCCCAGGCGUUCCAAUCUGCACGGUGUGAUCGGACCCACACCGUCCCCCGAUGCUUGUGUGUCAUGAGGAAGAGGUGGACCCACACGAAACGCGGUUGUUCUCCCUCCUUUAUAAGACACCGGCGAGCAGCGAGUGUUGUGCUGCGCCUCCCCUUUCUCCCUCCCCUCCGUGCUAAGUCCUCCGAACUCCGGUAGAGAUGAAUGGCGCAGGUGAUGCCGCAGCUAAGAUGGAAAGGAAGACGGUGGAGAAGAACAGGCGAAUGCACAUGAAGAGGUUGUGCAUGAAGCUCGCCUCUCUCAUCCCGAAAGAGUACGCCACCAACUCCAAGGACAUGUUGAGCCAAGUAGAUCACUUGGAUCAGGCGACCUCCUACAUCAAGGACCUUCAAGGAAGGAUCGAAAGGAUGAAGCAGAGGGGGGGUAUCAGGACGAGCGCGGAGGGAACUAACAAGGACGUCGACAGAGAAAUGACGACGGAGUUCAGGUUGCCGGUGGUGGAAGUGAGGCACCAGGAUCUCAACCUGGAGGUGGUUCUGAUAAGUGGGCUGGAGAAGAGGUUCAAGUUCCACCAGGUGAUCAGUGUCCUCGAGGAGGAAGGAGCAGAAGUUCUCAACGCCAACUUCUCUGUUGUGGGUGAAAUGAUCUUCCACACCAUCCAUUCCCAAGCAAUCAGCUCCAGACUUGGCUUGGAGGCAUCGAGGGUCUCUGAGAGAUUGAAGGAAUUGAUCCGAUGAGCUCUUGGGGUGUCGCAUCUAACUCAGCUGGAAAAUUCCCCUUUUAUUCCUAUGGAAUACGGAGAGUGAAUCCACCUUUAAUAUAGAAUAUGGGCAUACAUCCAUGGGGGUGUCUAAAAGGAGAAGAAAGCAAAAAGAGAAGUGAAGCUGUUCUUGUAGUGUUGGGUUGACUUUAGUAUUGCUCAACCCGCAGUGGUUUCUCUUUACAUCUCUGCUUCUAAUAGGAAACCCCAAAAUGUAGUGGACUGCGGCAAUGAGCAGUGGAUUUGAUUAGGAAGGCUGAUUAAUUAUGAUUAUGAUUACUGUUAA